This is a messenger RNA of Hippoglossus stenolepis (Pacific halibut), 8686 nucleotides long. RefSeq names its product adenylate cyclase 3a (gene adcy3a). The transcript is spliced from 21 exons. Gene Ontology annotation, molecular function: adenylate cyclase activity. Bases 681 to 4067 code for a protein of 1128 amino acids. The record is from RefSeq and is a predicted model, not a curated record. NCBI's taxonomy places the organism in Eukaryota, Metazoa, Chordata, Actinopteri, Pleuronectiformes, Pleuronectidae. Gene Ontology annotation, biological process: adenylate cyclase-activating G protein-coupled receptor signaling pathway; intracellular signal transduction; cAMP biosynthetic process. Gene Ontology annotation, cellular component: plasma membrane.
GCCGAGGCGACUGUGUAAGACCCGACUCCCGGUUUCCUCUAGGCCGAGGCAGCGGUGGCCUGAUGACACCCACCGUCCCCCGGUCCGUCCGUGCGGAGGAGCUGAAGCGCGGAUGUAAUGUGACGCUGCACCGUCAGGCCAUGUAAGAUGCAACCAUGGAAGGCAAAAAAUCUGAACCGACCCUGUGGAACGACGGACGCAGAGGAAGCCACAAAAAUAUCAACAUACCUGAUGCAGUGUUAAUGAAUUCAACAGCUCUGACAUGGUCCACAGCUGCAGAGUACCACGGCGGAAAGGAGCUGGUGCAGCAGUCCCACAUGUAAAGCUGAAUGAGGAAACCAAAAGGGCACGUUCUCUGGAUCACGUUGCUGAGUAGGCGUGCUCGAUCUGUGCCUAUGACACAGGGCUGAGUGAGUCAACUGACAGAGCUGGAUGCAGUGACCACGGACGCAGCUAUGUAAGAAGACAUCUGUCCAGUGCAGAGGUCCAGACCAUCAACACGCUGCUGUGAUUCAUGCCACAUCUGUGGGCUCUCAGGGGAGCAUGGUGGUUACCCAGCAGUUGAUGUAUACCUGAGAGUUUUCUCAGCGUUGGGUCGACUCCUGUGGGACAACAAACAUCUUUUCACUUUUUGAUUUUAAAAAAACAAAGGAAAUAAGCAGGAAACAGACGCUGUUUUAAUGUUCGCCAUGCCUCGGAACCGGGCCUUUUCUGAACCAGAGUACUCGGCAGAGUACUCAGCGGACUGCUCCGUGACACUGCCGUCCGACCCCGGGCAGGCAGUGGGACGAACACAUGAGGUCACGGUUCGGAGCUCAGGAUGCUGCCUCUGUCUGCCGCGGUUUAUGCGCCUCACCUUCACACCGGAGUCCUUGGAGAACCUGUACCAGACUUACUUCAGGCGGCAGAGACAUGAGACCCUGCUCGUGCUCGUGGUGUUUGCUGCCCUCUUUGACAGCUACAUCAUCGUCAUGUGUGCGGUGGUCUACACCACUGACAAGCUGGCUUCUGUUCUUGUGGCAUCAGUGGGACUGGCAGCAGAUAUUAUCCUCUACCUGCUGUGCCGCUUCAGCCUGCUGCCAGACCGCAUCUCCAGACGGGUGGUGCCCUACGCCCUGUGGGUGCUCAUAGCAGCUCAGAUAUUCUGCUAUCUGGGUUUAAACUAUGCUCGCUUCCACCAGGCCAGCGACACCGUGGGCUGGCAAGCUUUCUUCAGCUUCUCCUUUUUCCUGACUCUGCCUCUGAGGCUGACGCCCAUCGUGCUCAUCACCUCUGUAUCCUGUGGGGUCCACACUCUCGUUCUGGGCGUCACCAUUGCCCAGCAGCAGCAGGAGGACAUCCAGGCGGCAGCACUGGGCAGACAGCUGCUGGCCAACAUUGUGAUCUAUGUUUGUGCCAUCACUGUGGGUGUCAUGUCGUACUACAUGGCUGACCGGAAGCAUCGGAAGGCCUUUCUGGAGGCAAGACAGUCACUGGAGGUCAAACUCAACUUGGAGGAGCAGAGCCAACAACAGGAACGCCUGCUGCUUUCCAUCCUCCCAAAGCACAUUGCUGACGAGAUGCUUCAGGACAUGAAGAAGGAGCCCAGUCAGAAAGAGAUGCAGCAGUUCAACACUAUGUACAUGUACAGACAUGAAAAUGUCAGUAUUCUGUUUGCAGACAUCGUGGGCUUCACCCAGCUGUCGUCGUCCUGCAGUGCUCAGGAGCUGGUCAAACUGCUCAAUGAGCUCUUCGCACGCUUUGACAAACUGGCAGCAAAAUAUCACCAGCUGAGGAUCAAGAUCCUGGGAGACUGCUACUACUGCAUCUGUGGGCUGCCAGACUACAGGGAGGACCACGCUGCCUGCUCCAUCAUGAUGGGCCUGGCCAUGGUGGAGGCCAUCUCGUAUGUCCGAGAGAAAACCCAGACAGAUGUUGACAUGCGGGUCGGCGUGCACAGUGGCACAGUCUUGGGAGGAGUGCUGGGUCAGAAACGCUGGCAGUACGACGUCUGGUCCACAGAUGUCACUGUGGCCAACAAAAUGGAGGCAGGAGGGAUACCGGGUCGUGUCCACAUCUCACAGACCACCAUGGAGUGUCUUCACGGGGAGUUUGACGUGGAGCCAGGGAACGGAGGGGACCGCUGCGAUUACCUGAGGGAGAGGGGCAUCGAGACCUACUUGGUGGUUCUUCCUAAAGGACCUGUGGGAAAGAGUGGCAUCAAUGGUGUCAAGCUGUCUGUAACCUCCUCCAAUGGGAACUCGCCGCUGUUAAUCAACACCACAGAGUGUAACGGCAGUGCUAACACGGCCUGCACCACCCCGGAGGAACCAGAAGAGCUGGACGCAAGGGUGGUGAAUCCGUCUUUCCCAAACCCACGGAGAAGGCUGCGGCUGCGGGACCUGGCUGAGAGGGUGAUUGAUGCUCAGGAGAAUGAACAGGAGCUCAACAAACUACUCAACGAGGCCCUGCUGGAGAGAGAGACAGUGCAGGCUUUGAAGGGGAAGCACACCAACCGGCUCUCCCUGAGGUUUGUGGAUCCAGACCUGGAGACUCGAUACUCUGUGGAGAAGGAGAAACAGAGCGGAGCUGCCUUCUGCUGCUCCUGUGUGGUGCUACUCUUCACUGCAGGCAUGGAGGCUCUCAUAGACCCCUGGCUCAUUGCAAACUACAUCACCUUUGCAGUGGGAGAGGUCCUGCUGCUCAUCCUGACAAUCUGCUCUUUGGCUGCCAUCUUCCCGAGAGUCUUUCCCAAGAAGCUGGUGUCUUUUUCCACCUGGAUUGACCACACCCGCUGGGCUCGCAACACCUGGGCCAUGGCAGCCAUCUUUAUCCUGACCAUGGCAGACAUCAUGGACAUGCUGAGUUGUCUGCCUCGAGUCCCAGACUCAGGCGGCACCACCAUGGCUCCCUCCUCCUCCUCCCCUUCCUCCUCCUCCACUUGGUCUGGGCCUCAUGGAUGCCUGGAAAACCCCAAAUAUUACAGCUACAUUGCUGUGCUGGCACUGAUGGCUACCACCAUGCUGGUUCAGGUCAGUCACAUGGUCAAGCUCACACUGAUGCUGCUCAUCACUGUGUCCACUGGCAUCGUGAACAUCUACAGCUGGAGGGACAUCUUCGACCGCUACGACACGGCCCGCUUCCAGGACUACAGGUCAUACCUGGUGCCUUCCAAGUUCACAAUGACAACUAUGAUCUUCAUUAUGAUGGUCAGCUUCUAUUAUUUCUCCAGACAUGUGGAGAAGCUUGCCCGCACCCUGUUCCUGUGGAAGAUUGAGGUCCAUGAGCAGAAGGAGAAAGUAUACGAGAUGAGGCGCUGGAAUGAAGCACUGGUGACUAACAUGCUGCCUGACCACGUGGCUCGACACUUCCUGGGCUCCAAGAAAAGGGACGAGGAGUUGUACAGCCAGUCCUACGACGAGAUUGGAGUCAUGUUUGCCUCAAUCCCCAACUUCUCUGACUUCUACACAGAGGAGAGCAUCAACAAUGGAGGGAUUGAAUGCUUACGCUUCCUCAACGAGAUCAUCUCAGAUUUUGACAGUCUGCUGGAUGAAACUCAAUUUCGCUGCAUUACAAAAAUCAAGACCAUCGGCAGCACCUACAUGGCAGCAUCGGGCGUCACCCCGGAUGUCAGCAAUGGCUACACUUGCAUGAAGAAGGAGGAGCAGUCUGACAGAGAGCGCUGGCAGCACCUGGCAGACCUGGCUGACUUCGCUCUGGCUAUGAAGGUCACACUCAUGAACAUCAACUACCAGUCAUUCAACAACUUCAUGCUACGCAUCGGUCUGAACAAGGGUGGAGUGCUAGCAGGAGUGAUUGGUGCCCGCAAACCCCACUAUGAUAUCUGGGGCAACACUGUGAAUGUGGCCAGUCGCAUGGAGUCCACAGGGGUGAUGGGAAACAUCCAGGUGGUGGAGGACUGCUACAACAUCUUGAAGGAGUACGGCUUCCGCUUUGUGAGGAGGGGGCCCAUCUUUGUGAAGGGAAAAGGGGAGUUGCUCACUUAUUUUCUAAAGGGAAGAGACAAACAAGGCUCAUUUAUCAACGGCUCCUCUGUCACUCUGCCACACCAGGUGGUGGACAGCUAAGGACCACACUCACAUACAGCACAUACUUGGCAGCCAUCCACCGUGUGGUUAAUGCAGAGAGGUGCCAGAGGACUUGGCCUGUCCUGAACUUCUGUUUACAGCUUAAAUUUAAAUACUACUCACUCACUCACACACACACACACCAGUCAUUACUGAACACAUACAUGAUCACUGUCAGUGGAAAGAUAUAUGUGCCAGUAGAGAUUGUAUUUGAAUUUAUAUGUCAUGUUCCAGUUGAACCACAGAAGUCCCAAUAUGGAUCAUUUGAAAGAAUGAACUGAAAAGAAAUCACAUUAAAAGAUAGGAGCACCAGAUGUAUAGAUCCAGAUAUGAUAUAAGAGUAAACGCAUACAAAUGAAAAAGAAUAUAAAGAGACCACGUGGGAUAGGCUGAUUCAAGUGUCCUCAUGCAACCUAGUCCAGUGAUGGCCACAUCUUUUCAUUCAUGUGCAGUUGCUCAUAAAAACUCAAAAAGUAAAAAUAAGCAUCUUUGCAGAAAUAAAACCUGGAUUUCCACUCGAUAGUGAUAAUACAAGUAGGCCUAAUGAAAUGGCUUCAGUAAAUGUGGAGUAAGUUGGAAGCCUGUAGCAUGUUUUCACAUUCUGCUGUGAUCAGCUUCUCCAACGCUCGAUACCCCACUGAGUGUUUCCUCUCAAUUCAAAACAAACGUCUGUCCUGAGUGAUAUGAUCACUGGUUGACAGCUCAGUCCAGGUGGUAACUAACCCGAGACACAUUAAGAACCAAGAUCCAAACUCUCAAACCACAUGCUUACUGCUGUGUAAACGUGCUCUGUCCCACGACAGCUUCAUAAUUAAUCAAAAAUAUUUUUACACUUCUCAGUGUUCUCCAUACAUUGAUUUAUUUGUGACCAGAUCUUGAUUUUCUACUUAGUUUAAUUUCUUCAAAUGGGUUAAAUCGUAUUCCAUGUAAAGCUCUAUUCUGUAUUGUCAGCCUUUCUAAAAACAUCAUUUGGUCUUUGAGAAUAUAAAUGGAGUGCGUAUGUAUUUUAAGGGAAGUGAGAUCGGUUCAGACACAAGUGGAGACGCACUCUAAUGCCAGGUGUGAACUGACAAACAUGGAGCUGUCCACUUGUGGUUGGAUUACUUGAGACACAUGUAUACCAGUACCAAUACCUGGUGGAACAGGGCCCAGUCACACACACACAGAUGCAGCCUUUUGCUUUAAACUGUGCAGCAGAAAACCAGCCUCCUGUGUUCUCCUGUGCAGACUGAGUCCUUGACACAGACGCCAUUUUUUUAGGAUUUCUUGUGAAAUCACUAAACGUUAACACGACUUCUUAUCUUACAAGUUUCUUUUGGAAUUUUUUCCUGUGUUUUGUUCACAACAUUUCAACAUAAGGACUAAUUUGAAAGUAUGUAAUUUAAAUACAAUGAUGGGCUUUAUCACUUUCCAUAGAUGCCUCUCAGACAAACACACACAGAGGUCCAACAAUCUAAAUUCAGGAGAUCAUUCCACAUUUGUGAACCACUUAGGGAUGCGUGACAGACAGAUGUGAGUUCUGAUGUUCUGUCUGUGAUGAGGAGGAGGAUUUUGAAGUGGAUGAUGUGAUGAUACCGAGUGAUCUCUCAUCCUGCUGCUGCCUCGUUGUGGAAAUCGUGCGCGUUAGAGUGUGUGCGUGGAUAUUUUUCCACAGUGGUGGUUCUCCCUGAUUCUGAAAAAGGUCAGAUCUGUGAGUAUUGUGAGACGAUUGUGUGCCUUGAAGUUGUGUAACAUGAAAGACAACAUAUGUAAAUGGACUGUAUUUAAAUAGAGCUUUUCUAGUCUUGAUGACCACUCAAAGCGCUUUACGGUGCAGUUUUGCCAUUCUCUCACACACACACACACACACACACACACACACACAUUCAUACUGUGCAUCUAUGUGCAGCGCUUUCUCUUUCAUACAACAAUCACACCCACACACCUCCUGAGCCACAGAUGUCCCUCCUCUCCGUUUUGGGAGAGGGACAGAUGACUCGUGGCAGAUAUAUUUUCACAGUAGAAUGAUGGAAGUGCCUAUCACAGCUGUGAUCACCAUCUUUUAACUCAUUGAACUGAUUCCACGGCCAUCUACAGGCAGGGGAGAGUCUACAAGUCCUCGGUGCUGUGAAAAGGAACAUUCUGGUUUAUUACAACUUGGGUUUUAUGGUUAAUGAUAACAGUGUAGAGUUGAAAGGUGAGAUCGUGGUAACAUUGACAUCACCACAAAACAGUCCAGGUUAGUCAGUUUAACUGAAAGAAAAGAAAAAAAAAGGCAAUGAAAGGUCACUUGUAGUCACUGCAGUGAGGGAUUAUUGGCAACAUUCCAGAUGAACCCUCUUUCAGUUUGACACCAAAUAAAGGGUCUAAAUUAAUCAGGAUAAAGGUCGUUCAAGUUUCUUUACCUAAGCAAUUUUAAGUGGUGUCACUUGAAUAUCUAAUCUCAGACAUGAAUGUGGCGUGUACAGUGUCAGAGAGGCCACAUAGGAUGCACCCUGUGAUAAACUAUAACCUGCUUUUGACUAGAUGAUGGUCAUAAUGUCGGGAAUAACAGCAGCCAAAUGUACAGAGAUGUAACCACAAUGUGAUCCAGGAUCUGUGUGCUUUUACACCAUUUACACAAUCAGGGUUACAAUGAUCCACAUAAGGUAUUCAGAUACAGAUCUCAUGUUUACACCAGGUAGAAAUGUGGUCUCACUUAUUUCUCACUAAUCUAGUGAAUUCUGGCCUGAAGUUGUCUGUUGUCUGUGUCCUUUUAGAUCCCAUUCAGACCUGGUAUUAACACCCGUCCUGAAAUAUCCCAUGAUAAGUGCACAGCUCUAUGUACGUGUGUGAACACACCCCAAUGCGUCCUCAAUGUGUCCUGAGAUCUGGUCCCUCAGACCAAAUUCAAGGUUGUCUGGGACACAUUCUUUUAGCUGUGUAGAUACAAAUGCGUCCAGGCCAGAUUGAAGUGCCGUCUUCUCAUCUGAUGUUCUCCGACCCACUACAGUUUCCUAAUGAACCAAAAGUAUUUUUACGCUUCUCAGUGCCCAUAUGUUGAUUUGUUUGUGGCCAGCACAAGCUAUGAUGUAAAAUAAUGCGUGCAGCGCAUGGAUUCCUUCCUGACUCUCUCCUGCUCUUCCCACACUGACACAGAUACAUUUACAAUGGACACGUCUUUAAAAACAGCAUCAUUCGGUCUUUGCAAACAGAAAUGAUGUAUGUGUGUGUUUGCUUAUGAAGCAGGGAGUUCAGAUCUGAUCACAAUUGACGGGACACAUUCAGGACAGAUUUCAAUACCAGGCCUGAACAGGGCCUUUGUCUCUGCUGGCUUAUGUAAAGGGACAAAAUGGACAUGAGCGUGUACAGCAGACAUGCACAUGGUUCUGCAAAUGCUUAGUUCAAGCGUGUGCAGUUGGUAGAUGAUGAAAACAUUGACAUCUAUUAAAACCAUGUGUCUAUGUGGACAUAGAUCAUUGAAUCCACUCUCAAGAGGACACAUCCUCUCACAUGUUCAGCAGGUCCAAACUCUAAUUUCAUUAUCUGGCUCCCUCUACUCAAGGUGGAAAGCCUUGCCACCCAAAUCAGCAGGCACACUUGAAGAGACUGACUUGUCACUUGAAGCUUGACAAGUCAACUAUUUUAACUUAAAAUAGUUAAAUGGGUCUGAUCAUGAUAUUUUGGUCAAGUUGCAGGCAGCGAUUUGCUCGUGACAAUGCACCGGAUUUGAUUGCAUUAGAGGAACUUCAUACAUUAUUCCCUGAAAAGUUUGUAUUUCAGAUGUAGGAGGCAUCAAUGCCACAGCCGUGACAAACCCACCUGGCAGACAGCAGCUGCACUGUACAUUAGUUUUGGCAAAAGGAUUUAAGGAGCCACUGCUUUUUUCCUCUGCUGAUUGUAAAACUCAUGAGUGUCUCUGUAGAAUGGGAUGAAAGUGCAAUAGUUUCUUCUACAAUCCUGAUUCUCUCCUCUCUUUAGGAAAGUGUCAAUCAUUCCUACCCCUUUAAUUCAUAUUUUUAUAAUGUAAUGUUUUGUUCAGUUCAAAGAAAGGGAAAGAGGACUGAACGCGUCCUUAUUGUACAUAGAGUUUAGACUCCGUUUAUUGGUCAGAUUUAUUUAUUAGAAAUGACAGGGAUAUUGACUUUUUUCUUACACAGAUGUGAAAGUGCCAAUGAUAAAGGAAUGGCUUUAGAUGUAAAAGCCACAACAUGGACCACGGCUGUUUCCUUAUUUGUAUUUUAAAAGAAUCUCAGGCUUGGGAACAAAAUAGCACUUUGGAUAAUGUGUCAAAUGUGUAUAUGAUUCCAGGGUUUGGUUGCAACAGAAUUAUUGAGCUAAGUACAAACACAAGAACACUUACGUGCCAUCCGGAGAGCCCACGCCAGCAGGGCCAGCCAAUGGCGUCAAAAGGCAUCAACAUUCACUGCUGUGCUUGUAGUUGUUACUGUUCAGAUUCUGACAGAUUUUAAAACAGAACUUUGAUUUCCCCUCACAACUUUGUGGGCUGAAUUAGAUGGACUGUGACUCUACUUAGCCUGCUCUGAGCUGCUGAUCCCAGUCCUGGAUUUUUAGUUGAAGAAUUUCUCAGUCAGUGUGCUGUCUUUCAUUUCAGUUGUUUGUCAUCAUACGGCGAGUUGAUUAAAGAAAUCUAAUAAAAA